Ooceraea biroi (clonal raider ant) is the source of this 14145-nucleotide messenger RNA. RefSeq lists its product as uncharacterized. Gene Ontology annotation, biological process: negative regulation of transcription by RNA polymerase II. The record is from RefSeq and is a predicted model, not a curated record. Gene Ontology annotation, molecular function: protein binding; transcription corepressor activity. Lineage: Eukaryota; Metazoa; Arthropoda; Insecta; Hymenoptera; Formicidae. Gene Ontology annotation, cellular component: nucleus.
GUGUGUGUGUACGUGUGCAUGUGUUGAUGUCCCUUCUUUUUUUUUCGUCGGUGUGUUGACGCGCGCGAGCGUGUGACGUGAGGUGCGCGAGGAUACAAAAGCGCAAGAGGGAGAUGCAACGUGACGGCUCCGUCGCGCGACCGCGUCCGCAUCGCAACGUGUCCGUCACCUUUACCCCGUCGACGAUAAACGCGUUAUCGAGAUAUAUCGGCGGAUAUCAGUUACGGAUACGCGCGUCGGAGUUAUCCGCGUUCUAACGGAACGUACGUGCGUGCGUGCUUGACGCGCGAAAGCGAGCGUCAGGUGCUCGGCGCGAUAAGCGUCGCGCGGCCCGACGACACGAGGCUGACUCGGCGCGUCUUUACGAGCGGAAAGAUUAGCAAACUUGCGCCAUGACUCGGCUCGAUUCGAGCGCGCAAUUGGAGAAUCCGCGUGUACGUGCGCAACUCGUUUCCGAUAUUCGCGUUGUUUUCCUUAUUUUCUCGUCGGCUGCGAAGAUUUCACGCGACAAGAAUAUUACCUCGGUGAAUCAGCCGCGGUUUAAAAUUUCGCCCAUCGGUGUUACGUUACGAUCGCGAUUCAUACGCACCAAAAUGGAAUAAUUCGCGGCACUCGCUCGAGAGAAAGAACCCGUGCCCACCUGAAUGAGGCAACGUCCUUCAAUCCCGUUCAAAUCCUCCAAUCACGACGAGGCAAGGUCGACUGUGUUGACUUGGAAAUGAAAGAACGAUUCCGAUUCAAUUCACAAUUUCUCACGUUUGCACGACGUGACAAUGGUACACGCGUGACAUUUGAGUGACUCGGUGACGAACAAUAGCCCGGGUUGAUUUUAUUCGACACGAAACGCGCACUACGCGCGUUCCCGUGAGAAUUAUCGGAGCGCGAGCGGUCAAUAGCGAAAAUUCAAACGAAUUCCAUUGGCUCGACGACAAAGUGCGAAACGGAGCGCCGUUUUGGCGGCGAACGAACGAAUCGAGAGAGCGCGCGCAGGGUACGAGCGACGCGCACUUGUUUUACGUAAUGAAAGCGCAUUCGUCCGUCGGCAAAGCGAGCACACUCGCUGCUCGCCGCCGCUCGCAUGCUCGCGCGCGCGUGCGCUGCGUGUAAUCUAUCCGUCGUCGGGCCUCGCAUCGCUCCGCACUCGGUCGGCGGAGUGUCGGAGAGCGAGGAGGUGGAGGGGAGGUCUUCGAUCAUCGGCAUUACUGGCCUCCCUCGUGCGUCCUCGUGUCCCGUCGGAUUGGCGCGGCGGCGAUCGGCUGGUUCCGUGCGUCGCCGCCAGUCUCGCUCGAGCUCGCGCGCGCUACGGAUCCUCCUCGUGCUCCGAUCGAUCUCUUCCGUGACUCCGCGUAAUCGGCAGUAGUUGCGCGAAACAGAGGAGAUCCACGCCUAUCCGACCGCCAAGUUCCGUUUCUGUGCUUUCCAGCGUGAAGGGUUUCAUUGUUGUCGUGUGAUCGCCGCCAGGGAUUGCCUGCCUGAUUGCCGUUCCUUCUCUUCGUACGCGGCCCGUCGACGUCCGACGGCACGUCGUCACCAACCCGUACCUCCUUGUACCUCGUACUUGGUCGGCAGUGUGCGCUUCUUGGAUACGCGCGGUCACGCAUCCACGCAUGGACAAGCGACGCGGCACUGCCCAAUGAUGGCCGUGUCGGGCAUUACCGUUGACGUAGUGAUGUAUUAUUAGUGGUGCGCGUCGCGGGAAAGUGCUGUGUGCCGUCGUCCCGCUCUCUGUCUCUCUCUCUCUCUCUGUCUAUCUCUCUCGUCCGCUGCUCACUUCAGUCCGGUAUCUCGGCUCCGAUAAUAGCGCGGAGUGUGCCCUCUCGUCGCCGUCGGGAAUCAGUGAUCGCGGGAAGGCACGAUACGUAAACGUCGUUUACACGUAUUUCGUCCGUCCCGCCCGUCGCUGCGCGACGAGUUUUGCGACGAGUAGUGAGUUUCAUAUCAAGUGUGUACGAGAGUUUCACUCGCUCUGUGUGGAUUAUCAUAUUGGAUAUAACUGCACCUCGCCCCCUCGUGUCGCAGUCCACGUUCCCGUCGCAGGUCACGGCCCACGAUCCAGAUACCGCCCUUGCCAAGUCUCCACCCCCUAAGGAGUCCCGCGAGAGUAAGGGGACGCGGAAACGGAGCGGGCUUCCCUCUGGCAAUUACUUGGACGAUCUUUCACGUCGCCCGGAAAGUAGAGCCCGGGAAUAAGGAUCGACGAAUGCGAAUUUAUACAUUCUGAAUUCAACCCUCAACUGCUGCUGGGCCUCACUCACGCUGUGGUACUACAGUCCGCGUAACGAUCGUUCGACACAUGGCACUGCGAUGAGCAAGAUGCAGAGACAAAGCCGGCGCAGCUCGGAGGUGGCGGUUGCGCUUAUGCGCCCUGUAAGCACAGCUGGCUAAUAGCCUCGGAGCCCGUCCCCGACACCCCGCAGCCACAUCAGAUUAGCAGUCGGCGUGACAUGGAUGUGAGCUUCACGAACGUGUUAGAGGGGGCUCGUCAGUACUUCCAGGGACUGCCCGUACCGAGCACAGGUGCGGCCGCGUCGGUGGAACACAAUCUCCACGCGACAUCCUCCACGAGUUCCGCCUCCACGACGACGCACGAUCAUGGCGCUCUGUCGCAGCCGACUCAAUCAACCCAGUCGAUCUCGACUUCCGCCAGCAGCAACAGCAAUAGCAGCAGCAGCAGCAAUAGUAACGGUAGCAGCAGUAACAGUAACAGUAACAGUGUCCAGGAGUCGAAUCGUUACCCUACUGACGUCAGACCGACGUCGUCGGUGGAGAGCAGCAACGCGGCUUCCGGUUCUAGCUUCUGGAACCCACACGUGGAACCUUAUCCACCGCAGCCGACCAGGGUCGAAGUCCCGGACACGAGGCCAGGCGACGAAAGCGCCGCCAUGGAACCCAGUUCCUCCUCCUCUUCGAACACCAUCACUUUAACCGAGAUGCAACCCUCUAAUCAUCAGUCCUCCUCCUCCUCCAAUGCUGUCGUCGCCGCGUCGUCAAAUUUCUCGGAAAGACCGCCACCGUCGUCCUCAGUCUCAUUGUCCUCGUCCGCUACCUCCUCCAAUGAUCACAACCAUCAUCACCAGCCACCACCAUCGCACCACCCCCCAAACUCGUCGCACCUGCAUCAGAUGCAACCGCCUCAGUCGCCACAUUCCCCCGCGCCGGUGUACCAGCAGCUCAACAACGUCAGUAGGGCGUCGUUCAGCGCGGCAGAGAUGCUCGCCUCCUCGACGCACUCUACGGCGACCUAUCAGACCGCCAACAAUAACGAUCGGCAGGCGCAACCGAUCGUUGCGCAGCGGACUCAGUAUUAUCCACGUUACCACCAUCCAGACAUCACCAAGUGCGCGCCGGCCCCGUAUUCGCAGGCAUCCAUUUACCAGUCUGCCAAUGUGGCGCAGCCGUCGAGCACAGUUCAGCAGCCGAGCACGAGACCGACGCCGAUCGAGCAGAACGCAACGUCAUCCAGCGUUCAAGGACACUGUCCGCCGGAACAGCAACGAGUACCUGCUAGUUAUGGCAGCAACCUGCCGCCCGCACAGAGUCCUCUCGGUGGAUCCAUAGUAUACGGAUCCGGUUCCUCAUCAUCCCAGAGUUACCGUUCCGCUGGCCAACAUCAACAGCAAACUCACCGUUUAGCGAUCGCUCCGGCUUCGUGCAUCAGCGACAGAUCACAUAACUCGGAGGGGCCGCACUCUUCCACCUCCUCUUCGCCGCCGACGGUCAACCCACGCCAGCUCGGUGCAGGCAACACCUCCAAUCACAUUCCUCCGCAGUCGCAGAAUCUUCCGGGGCACAUUCCUUCGCCGCAUCUGGCGUCCGCUUCAUCAGUGCAUCAGCAGCAACAUCAGCAAUCAUCUUUACAGCAGCAACAGCAUCCUAGUCGUAUAAAUGCCUCGCCACACUCGCACGGUUCCUCGUACGGAGGUCGCGUGUUACCGCCGCUGCCACCGCAUGGCGUUCCGUCAUCGUCGUCAUCAUCGUCAUCCUCCACUGUCGCGACGAAUCACUCGCAGCAGCAAAUGCCACCACCUCCGAGCGGCUACCACGUGGCAUCGACGCCGUCUCCGCAUCAUGAGCCGCAUCACGCCACCCCGUCGCCGCAACGACAGUCGCCCCACGUGACCAGCUUGCACCAUCCUCACGCAUCUCCGUCUCCUCAUCAUCAUACACCGUCGCCGCACAACAGCUUCCAGCCACACUCGCCGACCUACCCGCCACCGCCACCGCCACCGCCGCCUUCGUCUUCAAGGUCGACACCGCAUUCGUAUCUGCCGCCGGCCACCUCCCAACACUAUCAGCCGACGGCGACCGGUUACACGGCGGGGAACCCUUACGCACCGCCGCCACAGUCUUCGUACCAUUCCUUCCAAAAAAGCCCGCAAGCAAACUCUCAGGGGAGUAGUUACUAUUCUCAGCCGGGUCGGUCUCACAACCAGUCGUACGGCAUGCAACAGAUGCUGGUGCCGCCGCAGACGGUAUUCCCCGGCACGCCCAGCAGCAAUAGUCUGAGUAGCUAUCAGCAGAGCGGUGGUAAACAUGCAACGUACAAUGGCGCUGACUCUGCAAAGAGGAGCACGAUGGACACCACGCCGACGGCGGCAGCGGCGGCACCCUAUGGCACGCAUCGCUCGUCCGUGCAAAGAAGCGGUAACACGCACAACCUGCCGCCCAUCGUGACUACCCUCUCGUCCUACCAUUCCAACCGGCGGGAGCCCUUGGGCAAAUCGGCGCAGUCGAUGAUGCAACGGCAGCGAAUGCACUCGACGAGCGUGACCGGCAAGGCACCGCCUGUCGCGAUACCGCCGGCGCCAUCGUCAAUGACCAUGUCCGCGCAGAGGCUCACCGAAUAUUCGAUGACUCCGGCCUCGGCCAUGAAUCACGCGAUACCGGUGAAUGGUAGAACGACAACCGUGACGAAUAUGACGUACGGUACGCGGUACUGUAGCCAACCGGGCUACCCGCCGUCUUCAUACGCCACCACGAUAGCGCCCAGUCAUCACAGUAGCAAUUCCACCAGCAGCACCACGGUGACUUCUAUCGGUAGCGGUAUCGGCGGCGCGAGGUCUUCCGUUUCAACGAUUCACGCGUACCAGUCUUCCGACGAGCCGGAUCGGGCAACAGGAUCGUCCUCUUAUCACCAUCAUCAUCACCAUCAUCAGUUGCCGGUGCGAAUGACGACCGAAACUUACGCGUACAAGGAGUACCCUUCUUACUCGAACUCUGGCGUCGGUCAAGCUGCCCCGGUCGCCUCUAUGGUGACUUCUCCGUCCCCGAACAGCGCGGUUCGAAAGAGAGAGUCACCUUUGGACCUAUCCGUGAAGACCGUCAAAACCUCUGCGGAUUCUACGGCGCAGGACGACAUCGAGGCCACCAGCACAGACAAGUACGUGAGUAGCUCGAAUGUGGGAAGUUCCAGGAGCAACGUGAGUAGACCGAUGCCGCCGCCAUCCGUGCACCAGCCGGCAUCGACUCAACCGUCGUACCCGUCGUCGUACGAUCCCAGACCAUCGAGUAACUCGAGGAGUAAUUCCAUACCCGUAUCGUGCAUCCGGACGUCAACGCCGCAGACUGUCUGCGCGCCCAAGGUUGAUUUCUUACCAGAUUUUAAUUCGGCGCCGCUGCGUCACCAGCCACACCACACGGAGAAUCCUCUGCGUAGAAGCACCACACAGCAGCUGUACGUUCCACCCGCUCAACCUCUCUCGUCCCAUCACACGAACAAUACCGCCCCACUGCCUCACAUGUCCACGUUCAAGAAGCGUCCACUGCCCACGUCGCCGUACGACGGUCUCACGAUACCACCGCCGCCUUCGUCGUCAUCAUCGACCUCGUCGUCGUCGACCGCAUCCUCGUCGUACCUUCAGACGAACGAUUCCGUGUCCUCGAGGUUCUCCAAGUAUCCUCCGAUGGUGGACCCGUCGUCGCGGCUAGGUUCACACGCACUGCCCACGCAGGACUAUCCGCCCGACCCGAGCAAGUAUUAUCUAACGGACAGCAGAGGCAAGUUUGAUCAGCAGUUUUCCCAGCGUGAACGAAUGCCAUUCAAGAGGUCUGGAGACGCGAUCUACGGUGUAGGAAGUCCCAAUAAACAACCUAGGCUGGCUUGGCGAGUGCCGAACGCUGACAAGCAAAUCAUCGAGCCGAAACUGGCUGCAUCGAGCGUGUUGAGCGAGCAACAGAAACGGCAGGACGCGAGUCUAUCGGUUCCCUUGCCAAACGGACUCGUGACAUCGGGUGCGUACGAACAGAGGCCUGAUAGUGGUGGUUGUUCCACGUCGGAACUGUCCAGGUAUCAACCGGCUUACUGUGAUAAGAGGAUCUAUCCAGAGUCCAAAGUGGUGCGUAAUUCACCGUCGUCGUACAGCCAUCCGGUUAUCACGAAACCUACGAACGUACAUCCGUUGCCGCAACAGUUGAGCGGCGCCCAACUGACCUAUUCGAAUUACCGCCAACCAGUUCAAAAGACAAUGUGUCCUCCCGUCGGAACGGUCGGUGGUCAGCCAAUAGAUCAACCUAGCAAUACCGGUGCCGACAAAAGAGUGCUCAGCUUGCUGAGAAAUAGUCUGGAGAACAAGCAGCAAAGGGACGAGCAGCUCAACAGUCAGCAGCCUAUCUUGGUCAAUCAUAGUCAACAGAGCUUCCAAAAUAAGGUUGUCGCACCAGUCGAGCCCAAAACAAAUAUUGGCAGGCACAAUCUGUCGCCGUUUACGGCAGCCAGCCUACUGGAGCGUAACAGCAAUACGCCGCCACAUUACAAGCUACAUGUACCACGAGCGGUCGACUCGAUCACUCAGGAGGCACCGCGCAGCAUGUAUGCCUCGAGAGUGAACGCAUCCGCCACUUUACCCGGCAAGGAGGCCUCUCUCGCGGGACCUCGCGGUGCCGAGAAUCAGAUUCAUCGAGAUAAAGAUGACGGCUUAGCUGCCAUCCUAGCUGCGAAAAUCAGGACGAAGGCAGAACUCAAGCAAGUCGGGACUGGCCAGUUUACAACGAAAGCACUUUCCGUACCUUUGCAGGAUUUAUCGUCGACACCGAAAGAGAUCGAUAGUGCAGCUUCGACGUCGACGCCGCAUUCCGGAUCGUCUGCAGGCAGCCCACCGAAACUAAAACGCGAAAAGGUUGUCUGCUUGCCACCCAGAAGACGUUUGUUCUCGAGAACUGAUGAAGACAACAUACCCGCAUACGUAGCCGCAACCGUGCCUAUUGCUGCCGCAGUCGCGUCCACGGUACCAGCCAGGGCCAGCGGAUGCAGAAGCUCUUCUGAAACGUCAGUCUUCGACUUCCGGGAGAGCGACUCUGAGGGCGAGAUGCCGGUUCUCGAGCGGCAAACUUUGGAGGAGAUGAGGAGGGACAGAAAGCAGUUGUCCAAAGUGCAACCUCCGAUUCCGCUCAACGAUGCCGUGUGUAUGAACAUGGCAUCCUCCACGGAUCUCGUAAAGAUAGAACUAAAGGAAAAUGAAAAGAUCAACGACAUGGAUCCAUUCUGGAAUGUAACUUGUGAUAAGUUUAUGGAACAGUUGCGCACGGGCGAUGCCGCGAAGAAACGGGGGCGCAGAAAGAAGGUGGCAGGUACCACCGCAACAUCGAAGCUCGAAAAUGCGGUCAAUGACAGCGACAAAGAGUCAGACACCAAUGUCUCACAUUCUCAAGUUAAGAUUGAGGAUAUUAAGAAAGAGUUGCCGGAAACGAGUAACGAAGACAAGAGCGAGCUCUUUAAGAACAUCAAAAUCAAGACGGAACCGGGGCAAGAGAAAGACGAGGACCUACAAUCGAGCGAUUCGGACGAGCCGUUAAUCAAGAGAACGAAAGAGAAGCCGAAGAUGAAGAAGCAGGACAGCGAUUGUGACGAGGAAGUGAUAUGUCGAAGAAGGCGGAUUCGUCGCGGCAGCAGGAUCAAGCUUGAAUCGUCCAGCGGCAGCGAGUCUUCAAGCGAGGAUAGUGACACUAGCACCGAGUUUGGCGGUUCCUCCGUGGCUGACAGGCUUCGCGCCAGAAAGCGUUCCACGGCUAAUGCAUCUGAGAACGAAGGCAUGAAGCUUCGUUCGAGAGACACGACUCCCCACAAAGCAAAGACGGAGAAGGAGACGAAAUUGUCGCCAUCCAAAGGUGGAACUUCUCAAAAAGCAAAACCGAAACCAUUGUUUGGUGAUGGCAGUGAUUUUAGGCCUGGUUGGGAAGAGGAAGUGUACGUGUACAAGAAAUCUUUGAGAAUGCCACCUAGACUGAUAACAGUAUCGAAACCCUCGCGCUUCCACCGGCUGUCCACCUCAUUGCCGGACCUGGACCCCGGCUCGCCAGCGUUGUCCGUCUCGAUGGACAGUUCCGACGUGUGUCUGAGUCGCAACAAGAGACUGAUAGAUAGCGAUAUGGAGUCCAACUACAGUUUCACCAUCACGGGGCUGGGAAGCAAAAUCGACGACGAGGAGGCGACUUCAUCGACAACGGUUUCUUGUCCUCCGAAAGCUAUGAUGAAACAUUCUCGCUCGGAAAACAAUUCCAUUGUCGAUGUUCUCGCGCAAAAGGUCGGGGGUGGUGGCGGUCAGAAGGAUACGAAGAAGAAGCAGAACUCGAAGGGCAGCAAGAUCCUCAGUAAAAGUAGCAAUGAACCGGAACUCCUGCCAACACCGGGUCUCACGCCGCUUCUGUCCGAGACGUCGAAAAGCUCCAAGAACAAAAGCCCGAUAAAGAAUAAUCGAUGUCCGAUUAAAGUUACCGAUUCCGUCCUCGGUUAUUUCCGUAAGGAGACGGUCAACAACUUCCGCGAGGCGUUCAAGAACAACCACACGCUGCCCAAUGAGUUCUCCACUCUGGUGCUGAAGAGCAGAACGAGAACGGAAACGAAGGUACUGAAGAAGGAAGCGACUAUCCGCGAGGUGUUUGGCGAGGAUAGGCCCGCAUCGGCACCACCGAUGCAGAAUCACGAUGACACGUCUCAGGACGAUGAUUCGCAGAAUGAGACGCCGGAGAACGCACUGGGCAAAGUACGAACGUUGAAGCAGAGAGUAGUGUCCCGUUUGAGGAACGCCGGCAUACUGCGAAGCCACAAGGCGCUCGUCAACUCGAAGCGUCGCUUGUUAAGUGCCGAGAGACGAAAGGAUUUGCUCAAGUCGCUCGCGGACAAGAAUCGCAUCAAGACUGAGAUGGAGCAGGAGGAGGCAAAUGACGCCAGGGAGGAAGAGAAUAAUGAAAUGGAGGACGACAAGAACGAUCUGGAGAUCCGCAACAAGAAAAAGCUGAAGCUUCGGCCGGGCCGACGGAAAUUCCGUUCUGGAUUCGAUUACAUCCGCAAGAAGAAGAAGCCGCUGAAGAAAGACGAGGUGUUACCGAAGGACAGGAAGAGGCAAAACCAAGCCAAUAAACCAAGUCCGGAGUGCGUAGGCGAUAUUCAAUCCGAAAUAAGAACAUGGGUUAUCAAGAAGGGCAUCGGCGAGACCACAUUACACCGCGCUGCUCGGCUUGGUUACACGGACGUGACUGCUUACUGUCUGGAGAAGCUAAACAGCGCGCCGUGUCCCAAAGAUAAUGCAGGAUACACGCCGCUCCAUGAGGCAUGCUCCAAGGGUCACCUGGAAAUUGCGAAACUCUUGUUGUCUUAUGGCGCGAACGUCAGCGAAAGUGCCAAUGGUGGCAUUAGGCCGCUUCAUGAGGCAGCUGAGAAUGGCGCUACAGAACUGGUACGCUUGCUGCUGUCUUACGGAGCCGAUCCAUUGUUGGCUACUUAUUCUGGACAAACACCGCUGAUGCUGGCGGUCGACACCGAGGCCAACUCCAUUCUCGAACAGCAUCUGGAUGAUAUUCAAGGUCGCACUACCGUGCCAUGGUCAUUCGCUGGUCCAGCUUCCGUUUUUGAUCCAGAGGAAACCGGCUACAAUCCGCUCGAUGACGUUCCGUUGGACAGCCCUGAGUCGAUUCAGCUAGACGACGUCGAGAUGGAAGUGAGCGACAUCAAUCUACCUGUCCUCUUCACUCUAAACAACGACCCCGACAAGUGGGUGCUGCUUCAAGAUCUCAUGGCGAUUUUGAGGAUAAAGAGCCGCGACGCCUUGCUUCGCCAGAUUAACCCGAAGGCCCAGUCGGGGCCGCCCGCAGUCGCGCAUCGCGACGUUAUGCGUGAGCUGAAGCUGCCGGACUUCCUGGAGCAGACGCGAUGCUGCCACUUGUUGAGCGGCGGCGAAAGGAUCAACGUGCGCGGCUCGAAGGUCACGCUCAUCAAGUACAACGAGAAGGUCAAGUCCCUGCUGAACGUAGAGAAGGUGCUGAUCAGUCUUAGGUGACAGGAGGUUUCGCUGGGGCGGUCAUCUCCCCAGUCGUCGAAACCGUCGACCUCGAUUGCGGCUAAGGAGCAUUCCAGGAAAGGCGAAGGCAAGGGCACAGUCGUGAAACGCGAGCGGCAGGGUAGGAAGCGGCAGGAGACGCGUAACAAGAACUCCACGGAUUGAACGAGCGACUUCGAUUUCUGUCAAGCUCUGACUAACAAGAUUCAACGACAAGUCUGUGAGAAUCGCGACACGAAUUCUCAUCGAAGGGACUGGGUUGAUUCGAUAACGCAUUUUCUGCCUGUCAACAUGUCAAGAGAAAAGAGAAUAAGUUCCUGCAGCACGUCGAAGAGAUUCCAAACGUUUGCUAGGAGAAUUCGUCCCUGAAAUCCCCGAUGAAGGAAGGUUGAUCGUACCGAUGUAGUGUAGUGAAGAUCGGUGCUUUACACGCGCGUCCAAAGACUCUCUGGCGUUCCCUGGUCCGUCUUCUUGCGUCUCGAAGGUAAAUGGAAUCCGUUGGCGUUGAUAACUCGAUCUGAACAAUAUCGAACUCAACCGAUUCCACUCUUUCACAUGAUAUAUCUGAUGAUGUAGCCUACGUCACUGAUGAUAUGAUGAUGAUGAUCCUUCGCGCUUAGGAGAAAAAAUCGGUAGCCGGGAAUUCUAACGGGAGCGCGACGCGCAAUGAAAUUUCGAAGCUCGUAAUCGGUGCGAACGUAGUUUUUAAACGAGACGACCUCGUCUGUCUAACGCGCAGCUAAGAGUGGAGACAACGGAAACGACUACCUGUGACAUUAUAUAGCAGUAUUUAAUUGGGAUAUACGUAAUGUACAUGUAUAACCCAUAGAACGAUGAUAUUUUAUUAAUUCUCUUAAGGACUGAUUAAAUAAUCGUAACGCUUUUGUAAGCGAGCAGGAAGGGAGGGAAAAUGUCGUUUGAAUCGAUGACGAUUGGAUAAUGAAUAAGUCCCUUGGACACGACGGUUUCUCCGAGUGUUGCGCGAAUCGGGUCUCGGAAUAAUAAUAAUAAAAAGAAGGUAUAACAUGAAUAGUAAUAAUAAAUUAUCUUAGAAGUGCGGAAGAAAAAAAACGUAGUUGUCGUACCAGAUAUAUUUUUAUCUCGCACGUCGCUCCACGAAGUUUCUCUCUCUCUUUUUUUUUAAGGGAUCUCACUCCGAGAAUCGUGGAAUUGGAACGCGAGUUCGUCGCGUCUCUUGACGUGUUAUGUGUUAACUUUUUCGUUUCGUAGUACGAAAGAGGCGUCGUCGUUACGGCUAAAACAUGAUGGACGAAACAUGUCGGGGACAAUGGAACGUAAUUCAGGAUUGCUACAGAAGAUGAUUAUGUUACCACUUAGUCCUAUUGUUUUCUCUCGUGUCGGAGAGGAGAGUUGUAUGUUAACGUCGUGCGAAGUUGUAUUUAGAAAAUAUAUAUUAAUCGAUGGUCGGGAACGGGUGCUCGAAACAUUUGAGCGAUUUGAGUUUCAACUCACUGAGUCCGGAAUUGGUCUCGUGCGUGAGGAGAGAAAUCGACACCGUCGCGCGUAGAAAAAGAGGUGCAUAUCUGUCGUCUAGAUCUAUUCUCUUCAGUUUCAUUUUCUAUUCUUGUAUCUCUCGCGUCCUUUUUGGUAGAGAUGCAUGCGAGGACGUGUCGAUUUUCAAUUUGCACGAGGACGCUACUCAUUCACGCUCUAGCGAUCAAUCUAUUUUGAGAAAUCGAAUAUACAAAGGUGGACUCAGCGAGUGUCGGUGGCUCAAUUCUCGUAAAUGCGGGAAGUGCAAUUAGCGGGACGUUCUGACGUUUUUUGUUUCGUUGAUCGUCUAGGUGCAUGGAUCAUUAUUUCUAGGAGAUUGUAGGUGGAAAAUUAACCCGAGGGUUCUACGUCGGCCAAACACCGUCGAGCAACGCUCACUGUGCAAUAAUAUACCCAUUUUUUACAUUUUAUCUUCAAGUUGCUUUUGUUGUUUGCGAUGUGCCGGGACAACGUUAACGCGCCGCAGCGGCAAUCGGGUACUCGCUGGAGAACGAUCUCGAUGACGAAGAAGGAACGAUUUCUUGUGGAGCAAGAGGACAUAUAAUUAAUUUAGCAAGAUGACAAUGCAAAGUCGCACGAUAUAGCUCAAAUUAAAGAUAUUUAGUAAUAGAGUCUGAAAAAUUGUUGCCGUGACUAAUCCGAGGUGCGAAAACUAGGCAGCGAGUGUCCCGAUUAGGUCUGCUGACGUCGCGCUCGAUCGAAGCAAUUUAGGGACAUGAAUUUUAGCGGGCGGUGAGGAGCUAUUUUAAACGUUGACAGAGCCAGCUCGAUCGAUUGUACUUAUCUCGUCCCGUGGCACGUCUCCGUGAUACGUCGACUUUUAGAUAGACGGUAACUCUUAGCGUGCAGAUGUCACGGGACGGGCCGCGAGGCAAAGAGGAAGCGGAAGGAAGCUUGCGAGGUGGCUCGAUUCGCAAUGCUUAGGAAGAUACCGCAAUCACGCGUUUAUUUUGGCGCCGUGCAACACAAAGGUUUCAAUCGUUAUAAUCAGUCUCAGGGAAAAAUCCACGUGUAUUCUUGAAAAUAAAUACCUUGGCGAUGUACCGACUACGGGCGAUGAUGCGUAUGCGUAUGCAUGUAUGUUCGUAUGUACGUACGUGCGUGCGUGCGUGCGUGCGUGCGUGCGUGCGGACGGACGGACGGACGAUGCGUACCGGUGCGUGUGUGUACAGUAGCUAGCUCAAAAAGGGAAGCUUUGCUCGUCACGCGAGGGAAGAUUGAUUAAGAAUUAAUUAACGUUCAGUGAUAUUAAUUAAUGUUAAUCGAUUCGUCGCGCGAACGACCCGCGUCCGCUCGGCCGGCUUCUUAUCAUUUUCGUUCAGCUGACGACCGAGUGAAUGGGAAGCGCAGUCACGCUACCGAUUGUACAUACCUUCGUAAAGAAUUGCAAAGGAAAAAGAAAAGAAAAGAAAAGAAAAGAAACGAAACAGGUGCGAAGGAGGUGCGACAGAUAGUUGCGGAAGAGUUACUUUUCUCUCUUGACGGAAAGAAUAGGGAGUGUACGUAUCGUGUACGUAUUGUAUGUAUCUUUUAUUCUUAAGUAGUUGAACGUGUAAAAUGUAACUAGACCGCGGUAUUUGUUCAUAUUGGCGCGUACUAUCUGUGUAUAAUGUAAAGCAUUAAUCUUCAAGUAGUCAUAUCAUAUGACAUUUUAUAUAUAUGUAUGUGUUAUAUAUAAAAUGAAGUAUGUAUAUAUCUCAUAUUUUGUGACUACUACGCAACUAUUAUUACUGCUAAUAUUAUUAUAUAAUCAUCACUACCGCGCGACUAUCGCUCCUACUAUUACUAUUACCGUUAUGAUUACGCUACUCUACUACUAUUAAUUACUACUAUUAUUACUAUUUACGCUUUUUUAUUGUACCAUAUAUACAUAGAUAGUUAAUAAUGGAUGUACAUUUUCUUAACCGUGUAACGUUCACACACACACAGCGCCUCUCCCCUUUCGCCUCCCUUGUAAUUUAUAUAUUCAAGAAACUUCUAAAUGUGUUAACGCUGCUGCUUUAAGAAAAUGCGGUUGAAGAAACAGAAGUUAUAUAAAAAAAUAUAUAUAUACAAAGAUGAACAAAUAUAUAUAAAUAUAAAUAAAGAUAUAUAUAUACAUAUAUAUUUUAUUUCAGAGGUUUAGUUCUCGAAAUAACGUUGACGCUGAUGAACAAAUUAGAGUCUUACUGUGAUUCGUGUAAAAAGGAACUAUCGUUAUUAUUGUCAACGCCGUAGCCGUUAUAAGCGAGUCACUAUCGACCCGAGAGACGAAUGACUUUUUAACGAAGAAAAAAAAUGAUAUUUGUGAUUUUCUUUUCGCUAAUAACAAUAUCGAGUUAUCCGAUCGAUGUAAUAAAAACAAGUAUUUUUACCGAAA